This is a messenger RNA of Heterobasidion irregulare TC 32-1, 495 nucleotides long. RefSeq lists its product as uncharacterized. The transcript is spliced from 6 exons. Gene Ontology annotation, cellular component: Golgi apparatus. The record is from RefSeq and is a predicted model, not a curated record. Lineage: Eukaryota; Fungi; Basidiomycota; Agaricomycetes; Russulales; Bondarzewiaceae. Bases 1 to 495 code for a protein of 164 amino acids.
AUGGAAGCCGCACUCCGCGUCGCCGACACCAUCAAAUCAUUCCGCGAAACCCGCCUCAGCGCUCUGCGCCCGCCGAACGAGUUCUUCGACGCGCACCGCCUCUCGCGACCUGCAGACCUCAACACCGCCGUCUCGCGGAUAUCGUACAACACCCGCUACUUCUCAGGCAACUACGGGCUCAUCGUUGCCGUGUUGGCCGUCUAUGCCCUCAUCACGAGCCCCUUGCUCCUCAUCUCCCUCGGCUUCCUCAUCGGAGGAUUCGCCGCCAUCAACAAGUUCGCCCCCGAGCCGAUGCAAGUCGGCGAGCACGUCGUCACCCAAAAAUCGCUCUACACCGGCCUCUUCGUCAUCGGCCUCCCGCUCCUCUGGUGGUCGUCCCCGCUCGGCACGUUCUUCUGGCUCGUGGGCGCCUCCGCGGUGCUCAUCCUCGGGCACGCGAUGAUCAUCGAGCCUGGGAUCGAGAGCGAGUACGCGACCGUGCAGGAGAGCGUGUGA